GUCCUCAAAUUUGUAUUCAGUGUCUAUUGGACAUCCUACCAAGGUGUUUGUGGUUAAAUAGAGUUCGAAAUUGCUAAUAAAGUGAACCUUUUGUGUAUAGGGGAAAAUUAUCAUUUGUAAAAUAAAAUAAAAUAAAGGCAAUUAUUAAACUUUAGGAGAAAUAUAUUUUUCGACGCAGAAGUUUAAGCUACCUCAACGCAAUGGGGGAUAUGUUCCGUAGUGAAAAGAUGACCCUCUGCCAGGUGUACAUACAAAAUGAAGCUGCCUACAGCACAGUUUCCGAGCUGGGCGAGAUCGGUUGUGUGCAGUUUCGGGACUUAAACGAUAAUGUGAAUUCUUUUCAACGUCAUUACGUGGCCGAGGUGCGACGCUGCGAUGAACUUGAGCGCCAAAUGCAUUAUAUUGCAGGCGAGUUGAAUAAGGAUGGAAUUCUUAUUGACGAUUUGGUAGACGAUCUGCCGCGUGCGCUGAAUCCUCGAGAUAUUAGCGAAUUGGAGUCUACACUCGAUAGGGUAGAGACGGAAAUACGUGAGCUGUCUCAAAAUAAUGUCAACCUUCGGGCGAACUACACCGAGCUGACAGAGCUGCGUAUGGUUUUGGAGAAGACACAAAGUUUCUUUCAUAAUGUUUUGGAUACUACAACACACUUUGGGGGCGAUGAGACACAUGCACAGUCACGUGGGCAAUUGGGCUUUGUCGCGGGUGUUUUGAACCGCGAACGUUCGUUCGCCUUCGAGCGCAUGUUGUGGAGAAUAUCACGUGGUAAUGUUUAUGUGAAACGAGCGGACUUGGAUGAAGCUCUAAUAGAUCCACAAACCGGUCUUGAAGUACACAAAACUGUAUUUGUGGUCUUUUAUCAAGGCGAACAGUUGAAUAUGCGUAUUAAAAAGGUUUGUAACGGUUUUCGUUCAUCGCUCUACACCUGUCCGGCAGAGGCUGCCGAACGUGCAGAAAUGUUGCGCGGCGUAAGGACACGCUUGGAAGAUCUGAAAUUAGUUAUAUCCCAAACUGCUGAUCACCGACGGUUGGUGCUCUCCAACACUAUCAAGAACUUGCCCCGAUGGAUGGUGAUGAUACAAAAAAUGAAAGCCAUAUAUCACACUUUGAAUAUGUUCAAUGUUGACGUAACUAAAAAAUGUCUCAUAGGUGAGGGUUGGGUGCCCAAGAAGGACUUGGCGAAUGUUACUCGGGCGCUUGAAAAUGGCUCAGCUGAAGUUGGCAGUACGAUCCCAUCAUUUUUGAAUGAGCUGGAGUCAAAACAGCCCCCACCGACUUUUAAUCGUGUCAACAAGUUCACGAAUGGUUUUCAACAUCUAAUUGAUGCUUACGGUAUGGCCAACUAUCGCGAGGUCAAUCCGGCGCUUUACAGUUGCAUCACUUUCCCAUUCCUUUUUGCGGUCAUGUUCGGUGAUUUGGGACAUGGAUUUUGCAUAUUUCUUUUUGCACUGUGGAUGGUUUUGGACGAGCAACGUUUGAGCAGGAAGCGAGGUGGCGAGAUUUGGAAUAUAUUUUUUGGUGGCCGUUACAUAAUUCUGCUUUUGGGUCUCUUCUCCAUGUACACGGGGUUUUUGUAUAAUGAUAUUUUCUCAAAGUCGUUGAACGUUUUCGGUUCUGGCUGGCGGGUGCGCUACAAUAGUACAACCGUGCUAACGAACAAUAAUCUGCAAUUAGAUCCCGUCGUGGCCUCAAUAAGCACUUAUCCCUUGGGCGUGGAUCCCAUUUGGCAACUGGCAGAUAAUCAAAUUAUUUUCCUCAAUACAUUGAAGAUGAAAAUGUCCAUUAUCCUUGGUGUGACACAUAUGAUAUUUGGCGUUUGUCUGUCAGUAGUGAACUUCGUACACUUCAAAAAAUAUGCAUUGAUUUUCUUGGAAUUCAUACCACAAAUUCUGUUUCUCAUAUUGCUCUUUGGCUAUAUGUGUUUUAUGAUGUUCUAUAAGUGGGUUAAAUACACGCCGAAGACCGAUUAUCUGCCAGAUACACCCGGUUGUGCACCAUCGGUGCUGAUUUACUUCAUUAACAUGAUGCUGUUCAGUGCUUCGCCACAGGCAGCGGGUUGUGACGAGUACAUGUUUGAAGUGCAGCCGGUCCUUGAGAAGAUAUUCGUAGUCCUAGCUAUAAUCUGCAUACCAUGGAUUCUGGUCGGCAAGCCUCUAUACAUAAUGAUAACGCGGAAGCUUCGCGCUAACCGACAACAGAUCUCGUCUCUCGGGAAAAUUGCAGAAGAAGGUGCCAAUAACGAUGAUCACGACAUAGGAGAGGACGAGCCUAUAAGCGAAAUUUGGAUACACCAAGCCAUUCACAUGAUUGAAUACAUACUGAGCACUAUAUCACACACGGCUUCCUACCUGCGAUUGUGGGCUUUGUCUUUGGCUCAUGCAGAACUUUCUGACGUUCUAUGGAACAUGGUGCUCUCGGAGGGUCUCAAACUCAACGGCUAUCCAGCAUCGAUUGCUUUGUUCUUUAUUUUUGGUGCUUGGGUCUUGCUCACGAUAGCCAUAAUGAUUUUGAUGGAAGGAUUGUCCGCUUUUCUGCACACUUUGCGUUUACAUUGGGUUGAAUUCAUGAGCAAAUUCUACACUGGCGCAGGAUAUGCAUUUAUACCAUUCAGUUUCAAACUAUUGUUGCACAAGGAAGACGACGAUUAAGGCCGAUUUCUAAUAUCUAAUAUUUUCAAUAAUGAAAUACGUUCAAGUAUAUUGUGCGUAGUUAAUAAAAUACUGUAUUAAAACGUGACUCAGUAAUAAAACCCGUUAAAUAGCAAUUCAAGUU
Messenger RNA from Ceratitis capitata (Mediterranean fruit fly), 2769 nucleotides. Its product is annotated as V-type proton ATPase 116 kDa subunit a. Gene Ontology annotation, biological process: vacuolar acidification; proton transmembrane transport. The transcript has 6 exons. Bases 201 to 2645 code for a protein of 814 amino acids. NCBI's taxonomy places the organism in Eukaryota, Metazoa, Arthropoda, Insecta, Diptera, Tephritidae. The record is from RefSeq and is a predicted model, not a curated record. Gene Ontology annotation, cellular component: vacuolar proton-transporting V-type ATPase, V0 domain; plasma membrane; vacuolar proton-transporting V-type ATPase complex. Gene Ontology annotation, molecular function: ATPase binding; proton-transporting ATPase activity, rotational mechanism.